GCUCACGUAUACACUGAAAAACCACCACCAAUACAAAACAGAACCCAUGUAUUGAUCACCCCAUCAUCAUCCAGCUCAAAUGUCAAUGUCCAUGGCCUUGUUUCCUCCUCCAUCCAGGCCUUUCUCCUCCAACCUUCACUUUGCCCUCAGACCCACACUUAUCCUCGCCCCUAAGAGGCCCCUCCACCUCCUCCUCUCCGCCCCCAAGUCUUUACCAGAAAAUGGACCUGGAGUUUCCAUCUCAGCUGCCGCCGUUGAAGACCCAAAACCCCAAUUGAAGGUCUCAGAGCUCACGGAGUCUGUGGGGCCAAACGGGGCUCCGACUGCCUCGGAAGUCAAUGCUGUGGCCACGUUUCAGGACCCCAAGUGGAUUGGAGGGACUUGGGACUUGCAGCAGUUUAAGAAAGAUGGGAACAUUGAUUGGGAUGCCGUAAUUGAUGCUGAGGCUAGGAGGAGAAAAUGGCUUGAGAAUAACCCAGAAUCAACCAGUAAUAACGAUCCUGUUGUUUUUGACACCUCUAUUAUACCUUGGUGGGCAUGGAUGAAGAGGUUCCAUCUACCUGAAGCUGAAUUACUUAACGGCCGUGCAGCAAUGAUAGGGUUCUUCAUGGCUUAUCUGGUUGACAGCUUGACCGGAGUAGGUCUGGUUGAUCAAAUGAGUAAUUUCUUUUGCAAGAUUCUACUGUUUGUUGCUGUGGUGGGAGUUCUUCUCUUCAGGAAGAAUGAGGAUGUAGAAAACCUUAAGAAGCUGAUUGAAGAGACAACCUUUUACGACAAGCAAUGGCAAGCAACCUGGCAGGAUGACACCUCUGGCAGUUCCAAGAACAACUAGGUGAAUUGCAAUUCUUAGCCUCAUCAUUUUAUCCUUCAACUGUUGUAUGUUAUUUUUCCACGUAUUUUCAUUGCAAUUCUACUACUUUGUUAGGAAGCAGGAUGUUAGUCCUUUUUCCCUUCAAAGUGUUCAGUUGGGUUCUGAUUGUUUUAUUGCUGAGAUAUGGCUAUGUUAAGAUUUAAGUAGGUAUCCGAUUAUCAUGCCUUACCUUUUUUGGUCAUGAAUAUUAUGCUAU
Molecule: messenger RNA, 1067 nt
Organism: Rubroshorea leprosula
Lineage: Eukaryota; Viridiplantae; Streptophyta; Magnoliopsida; Malvales; Dipterocarpaceae
Source: the annotation of a GenBank genome assembly